AGGAUUUUCCUUACAGCAUGACUUUUUGGACGUUUGAAAGAUCCCAUGGUGAAAUUGCAGGCCGGUGCGCUUGCAGGAAAAUGGCGGUGCGAUAACCUGUGUUUUGAAACGUAACGUUGUAUGUUAUCGCUUACACGAAUGGAUAUCUCAAACAUGCUUGAAGUACAAGUGGACGAAGUGAAGGAGGUAGACAUUAAAGAAAACGUAACUCCGAAAGAAUUACUUCCGAGUACGACUAAUGUUCCAGUACCUAUUUCUCAAGAGGAAUAUAAUUAUUACAAGCUUAUGUUUGGCAAUGAUAUCUCAGUAGUACAGUUCCAAAGACUGCAUUGUACCGCAUGCGAUGCACACAUUGGCUCUGCACCAGCAGAUGCUAAUAACAUGUUUGAACAUCCUGUAUUACGUACAUUACUGUGUGCAAAAUGCAAAGAUUUCUAUGGCGAUGGCACUUUUGAACAAGGUGAUGAUGAUACAGAUAUGUUUUGUAGAUGGUGCGCAAAUGGUGGUAACUUAUACUGCUGUUCCUUUUGUAGUAACACUUUCUGUUACAAAUGUAUUAAAAGAAACUUUGACCCCAUAUUGAGAAAAAAAAUUGAAGCAGUUGAGAGAUGGAAAUGCUUUGUCUGUGAUCCCACAGAUCUGUAUAAUGCUAGAGGAACUUGUUGGGCCCUGCUUCAGCAUAUUCAAACAAUAAAUAGGAUAUAUCAAAAUUGUAAGUUGCCUCAAGAGGAAAUAGACGAUAAAAUGAACACUGACGAAUCGAAAUGCUGUCCACGCAGAAGAAAACGGAAGCGUCGACGAAAUGGCUCGAAUUCGGAAGAAGAGGACGAAACUUACAUACCUAAACAAAUAGUACCAAAUGCUGUUCCCAAACGCAGAAAAAGGGGUCGUGGUAGAACAAAAUUUUCCAACGGUAAUAGUAUAUCUAUGUCUGAUAAAUAUAUCAGAAUAUCAGACGAUACUUCCACGGAUAACAAUAGAAUAUUACCAUCUUUACUCUCAUGCGAGCAAACGAUGGUUGAAUGCGAAAAUACCACUAUUGGAGCGGACGGUACUAUUAUCUCGCAAUCUCAAGUAAACCCUGGUCAUCAUAAAAUGAAUCUCCCCAUUGCUCAACAGCCAACAAUGUAUAACACGGCUGUUAUGAAUGUUGUUGCAAAUUCUAAUUUUUUGCAAUCUUCAUUACCUAUUGCACCUCGCCGUCAUGUACCUACUUCGCUAAACCAGACGAACAAAGUGAAUUUAUAUCAGACACUACAUCCUACGCCAACGUCAAUGGUUACUAUACCUAAUCAGAACAUUAACUUAAUACAUCGACCACGGUUCUUCUUGCCUAAGCCACAGGCACCGCGUACAAACACGAACCAGAAUAUCAUUGAGAUCGAAAGUGAUUCAGAAGACGUAGCGGUUGUCGGUCCGUCAGGAGUUCCACAACCUACUAGCAGUUCCAAUAGUAAUGACAAAGCAGUACCUGUUGCUCUUCUAAGCUCAUCUUCUAAGAAUAAUUAUACUAUUAUAGCGACACAAGAUGUACAAAGAAGGCAUAAUGCGAAAACAUUAAACCAAAGGUUACUUCCUCAUGGCAAAGAGAUUAAUAAUAUUCUACGUCAUCUCAAGAUGAAAUUUCAAGAUGUGUUCGAUACGGCUAAACGAGAGGAAUUUAAAAACUAUGAACCGACCGACGCUCGUCUUUUAAUCAAACAGUUCCAUUCUGACAUACGCGAUACUGUGACUCAAUUAGCGUAUAUUAAUGACAGAAUAAUACGUGAAUAUAAUAGGUGGAGAAAAUAUUCAACAAAAAUGGGACUUACUCAGUCUAUAGAUAAGAAUAAUAUUCGCAAGACUCAUCGCGGAAAGCACGAAGAAAUACCUCUUGAUAUGACUUGUGUAAAUGAAUCCGACGAAGAUUCCAAUAUUAACGAUGAAAUAGAGUACGGUAUUAUGGGCCCAUCCGAUCUGGUUGGUAAUACAAAUGCGGUUGAUGGAAUAAAUAUCUUCAAAAAGAGAAGCACUAUAGAACGAGCUGUAGGUAACCAUUCUGUUUUGUUGGUAGAUAAAUCUGUACAAAUAAAUUCUGUAGAAUUGGAAAAUUAUGAUAGGUCUAUAUUGUAUUUUGCGUUAACGAAAAGUAAUAAACAAUCCGGGAAGAAGGAUAAUGUUUCGACAUCGCUUUUUAAAAAGGGUAAUAAGCAAUCUGGCAGUUACGAAGAUCAUUUUAUUCAGUUCUUACAAAAACGGAGUGCGAACUCCCAAAGCAAUCAAGCUGAAAAUUCUGAAGAGUUGCCCGAUCCAAACGAAACAUCAUUAAAGGAUCUAAUAGAGGCUAAUUCGCCAUACGUUUCUGAAAUGCUAGAAACUAUGGAUAAGUCAACUGCUUCGAGUAGCAAUGUUUCAUGUAUUUCUGUUAAGAAGGAAAGCGAUCUGAAGUUCUGUGAAUCGCGACAGGCAAACUCAAUUACUUGUAGAGUUGUUCAUGAUUUUUCCAAAAUGGUUAGUAACAUAAAUGAUGAUUUUAAAAAGACUGCCGCGAAUGAAUUUAUUGAUAAUAAUUCGAGGAAAGAAACUAAAACACAAAAAGGAUAUUUUUCCAUUACAAGUGAAGUUGAUAUAGUAAAUGUAUCAAAAAAUAAAGAACAUUUGAGCAUAACCAGUACUAUAGAAUCUGAAGAUGACUGUACUAUUAUUGAUGAUUAAUUAAAAAAUAGUUAUUUAACAUC
Messenger RNA from Bombus pascuorum, 2717 nucleotides. RefSeq lists its product as uncharacterized. The record is from RefSeq and is a predicted model, not a curated record. Bases 121 to 2694 code for a protein of 857 amino acids. The transcript has 5 exons. Lineage: Eukaryota; Metazoa; Arthropoda; Insecta; Hymenoptera; Apidae.